CUAAAGUGUUAGACUGCCCUCACUUGUUUUUUGAAGGAAGGGCAGGCAAGAAUUUGCUUUAAGCAUACAGGAGGGGUUGUUGUGCCAUUAUAAAAAAAGAGGAUAAAGAUCAAACAGAUAUGAUACUGUAAGAGUCGUGUUUAAAUUUUCCAUGAAAAAAUUACCUAUAAUCUUUAAAGGCUAGUUCCCAGCUUUAUUUGACAUCUAACUUCUGUUUUACCUUCUCAAGUAAUACAUUAGUCACCAUGCACACUUCCUGUAAGAUUUUUACAUGUGAGAAUAUCUGACUUCCACUCAAAACACGUGUCGCAUUCAGUUGUUUUCUGGUGAUAACAAUGGAGUCAAACUAUUCUACCUGCGGAAAGGUUCAUUUUGAUUUUACACACAAAUUCUUACCCACAGUGUACGUUGCUGUUUUCACACUUGGACUUCUUGGCAACUCUUUUGGGCUGAAAUCUGUGUAUCAGAACUGGCAAAAAAUGGGUAACGUAAAUAUCUUUGUCCUCAACGUGUGUCUGGCUGACCUUUUAUACAUUUUCACUUUGCCUUUCCUGGUGUUUUACUAUGCAUUGAACAGUCAAUGGAUAUUUGGAGAUGUUUUCUGCAAGAUCGUGAGGUUCUGUUUCUGUAUGAACCUUUACGGUAGUAUUGGUUUCCUCACGUGCAUCAGUGUUUACAGAUAUCUGGGCAUUGUUCACACUUUAAGAGUCAAUGGAAGAAUUACAGUGAGACAUUCAGUGAUGAUUGCUUUGCUUGUUUGGUUUUUGGUCUUUUGUCAAUGUUUGCCUGAUUUGUUCUUUGAGAAAACCAGCAACAGCAACACAAGCUGCUUUGACACAACUUCAGACACCUAUAUUAAAGAUUACCUGAAGUACAGCAUCGGAAGGACGGUUUUUGGAUUUGGGAUUCCUUUGUUAAUAAUGCUGUGCUGCUAUGGACAUGUGGCUUUUACUCUGAUGACAAAGAAAGAAAUGGAUGUCAUUUUGAAGCUAAGAUGUCUCAGACUGGUCGUGGUCUUGACACUGCUGUUCUCUAUUUGUUUCAUUCCUUAUCAUAUUUUCAGAAACUUCAACCUGGUAACUCGAAUCUACAAGUUAUCGGGCAAAUGUCACAAAUGGUAUUCCAGUAUUUACAUUGCCAACCAGAUUGGAAAUGGACUGGCAUGCAUGAACAGUGCCAUAAACCCACUGGUUUACCUCUUUAACAGUGAUGAACUGCUUAUGAAGUGUUUCGUGCGGCAUAAACGGAGCCCGGCAAACCGAAGGAAUACAGGAACAUAAUUGAGGAAGAUGAGAGCAUCACCAUCUGAUUAAUGGAUUCUUUCUGUCAUAAGGCAUGUCUGCUUAUCCUGUCUACGAUCAGUGAAUGAAACUGAUUGAAACAGAUUCCAGUUGCAUUUAUUUUGGUUGUACUUGUGAUUCACUGUUUUAGAUGCCUUCACUGUUUGGCUAUGUGCAUCCUGUGACAGGAAAUGUGUUUGUAAGUGUAUGUGUAUUCUGAGAAAAGCAUAGGUGUAUCUCAAGCUGUGACAAUAUUGGAACCGGAACACAGGGGCACAGUCUAAUUUAGUGUAAAAUGAAAAGACAUCUACUCUUCUUUCCUAAGAAAUAAAAAGUAAACGUGGGAAUAAAUACUCAUCCAAAUGUCACAAACUAAAAUAAACUAAAAGUCUACGAAGGAUAAAAAAAUAUAAUGAAAAGAAUUCUUGCCUUUAAAAACAAAUGGAAUGUACCAUAAACUUAACCAUGUUUUUUCUAGUAAAAAUGUACCCAUAGUUUUUUGUAACUACUGUAUGGCUACUGUAGGAAAACCAUUUUUAAUUUGUGGCUAUCAUGGAUUAACUAUUGUAACCGUUUCUAUGUGUAGUAUUUUUUUUUCUUCAUUUUUUUCAUUAAUCUUUGUAAGGGUAAAAUUAAAAACACACAAAAGAUUUUUUUUAUGUUUCUUGUAAGUUUCUGUGAAAGCCCAGCCAGAGUAUGUUUUCUACAUAAAAUCACCGUACAUAAUAUAAAGAACAGUCUGCAAAAAUCUAUCUAUCUGUCAAAAAAAUGAAAUCAUUGUAAAAUGAAUGGUUGACAUCAAACUUUGAUGCUAAUUUUCUCAUAAUUACAUUUUCAGACUUUAGCCUGGAUUUCACAGGCAGGGUCACAUUUUCUAUCAAGUCUUCUAUGUGACUCUGACGUGUAAGCGACAAGUGAGCUACAUUGCCGAUUCUCAACUUCAUUUUCAAUUAUUUAUUAUUUUAUUUUCUGGUUCAAUGGUGAGGCUUUAUAACACCUAUCACACCCUUCUGCAAGCAAGGCUGUAAGCUUUCACUCUGUACAUGGUUCAAAUAGGCCUGUCAAACGAUUAAUCGCGAUUAAUCACAUCCAGAAUAAAAGUGUUUACAUAGUAUAUGUCUGUGUACUGUGUAUAUUAAUUUUGUAUUUAUUAACACAUACACAGACAUGCCUAUAUUUAAAAAUAUAAAAAAUAAAAAACGUUUAUAUAUACUUUCAACUAUUUGUAAAUAUAAAUAAAUACAUCAAAAUAUUUCCUAAAUAUGUAUACAUGUGUGUGUACGUGUUUGUAUUUAUAAAUUCAAAAUGAAUAUGCACAGUACACAGACAUACAAUGUAUUAUGGAAACACAAACUUUUAUUCUGGAUGCGAUUAAUCGCGAUUAAUCGUUUGACAGCGCAUGUUCUAGCAUUAAAACGGUUUGGCAUACCACAGUAUGCAGGGGCGUGUUUACCAUUUUGGGGGCCCUAAGCAAAGUCAAGACCUGAGGCCCCCCACACAUUGCCUAACAUAUUUGUUUGAAUUGCACAGCAGUAUUGAGUACAUGGAAUUAAUGAGACAAAUAUACAUACAAAUAUAAACUGGAUUUAUUUUACGUUGAACCACAUAACAGCACAAAAUUCUCUACAGUUUGUUAUAAGAAUAAACCUUCUUGGU
Molecule: messenger RNA, 2936 nt
Organism: Triplophysa rosa
Lineage: Eukaryota; Metazoa; Chordata; Actinopteri; Cypriniformes; Nemacheilidae
Product: P2Y purinoceptor 1
Exons: 1
Coding region: 336-1280 (314 amino acids)
Biological process (GO): G protein-coupled receptor signaling pathway
Cellular component (GO): membrane
Molecular function (GO): neuropeptide receptor activity
Source: RefSeq, a predicted model, not a curated record